Homarus americanus (American lobster) is the source of this 5022-nucleotide messenger RNA. Its product is annotated as general transcription factor IIF subunit 1-like. Lineage: Eukaryota; Metazoa; Arthropoda; Malacostraca; Decapoda; Nephropidae. The record is from RefSeq and is a predicted model, not a curated record. The coding region runs from base 115 to 1632 and encodes 505 amino acids. The transcript has 12 exons. Gene Ontology annotation, biological process: transcription initiation at RNA polymerase II promoter; positive regulation of transcription elongation by RNA polymerase II. Gene Ontology annotation, molecular function: RNA polymerase II general transcription initiation factor activity; TFIIF-class transcription factor complex binding; DNA binding. Gene Ontology annotation, cellular component: nucleus; transcription factor TFIIF complex.
ACCUGUAUUUAAUAUACGCAAACUAUUUAAGGUUUUGUCUCUCUCCCCGCGGCUGUCAUUCCUUCUCUCGCCGCAUAUUAUACUAAAUUAAAUAGUCCAGUACUUGAAGGGAACAUGGCUAGCUCUUCACAGGGAACCGCAACUGAGUAUGUUGUCAGGGUACCAAAAGUAUAUAGAAGAAAGUACAACAUGAUGCGGUUUCAUGCAGCGCUUGGCAUUGACUUCAAAAAUUGGACCCACACCAGGAUGGAGCGAGAGAACAACUUGAAGGAGUUCAAGAGUUUAGAUGAAGAGAUGCCAAAAUAUGGAGCAGGUUCAGAAUAUGGGCGUGAGCAGAGAGAAGAAGCCAGAAGAAAGAAGUAUGGUAUCAAUGUGAAAAAAUACAAACCUGAGGAUCAACCAUGGAUCCUUAGUGUUGGUGGCAAGAGUGGCAAAAAAUUCAAAGGUAUUCGAGAAGGUGGAGUGUCAGAAAAUUCCUCAUGGUUUGUGUUUAUGCAGGGAAAAGAUCGUGCCUUUGAGGCAUAUCCUGUUGAGGAAUGGUAUAACUUCAAGCUUAUACAACGUUACAAGGCUCUUAGUGCAGAAGAAGCUGAAAAAGAGUUUGAAAGACGGGACAAAAUUAUGAAUUACUUCUCCGUGAUGUACCAGAAGAAACUCAAGAAAGAUGGGGAUGAGGCACCAGAUGGGGACGAGGAGGUCGUUAAGAAGAAAGGCUCGUCCAGUAAGAAUCUGUUGCUCUCUGAAUUGGAUGACUGGAUGUCAGAUGGAGAGUCUGAUGGAGAUGAGGAAGAUAUUGAGGAAGAUGAUAAUCCUAUGAAAAAGAAGAAAAAAGUUCAGGCAAAAGGCAGAACUCAACAAGGUGGAAAGAAAACGAAAAAUGUUGAUGGUGAGAGUGAUGAAGAUUGUGGUGAGGAGAGUGAUGAGUUUAAUGAUGGUGCUGAACAUGACUAUAUAUCCAGUGAUUCAUCAGACUCAGAGGCUGAGAAUGAUGAGGUGGUGAGGAAGGAGUUGGCUGGAGUGGAUCAAGCAGAUGCACUGAAGAAACUUCUAGAUUCUGAGGAAGAAGAUGAAGAAGAGAAAGAUAAAGAAAAAGAAAAAGAGGGUGAAGAGAAGAAGGAAACAGAAGAAGGAAAAGAAGAGAAAGACAAAAAGAAGAAGAAGAAAAAGAAGAAGAAGGAUAAGAAAACAGAUGCCAAUAAAGAGGACUCUGAUGCCAAGACUUCAGACACGAGUGAUGAUGAGGGAAACAGCAAGAGGAAGAGAAGGGAUAAGGAUGGAGAACUAACUGGUAAAGGACAUGGGAAGUCCGAGGAUGGAACCGGUGGCAAACGGAAAUUAAAGGGCAAUCCUACAGAGAGCAUGGCAAAGAAGCAGCGCACUGAUUUGGGUGCAGCAGGACCCUCAUCGCUUGUUGCUGCUCCAGGAAGUGACAGCGGUGUAACAGAGGAAGCAAUCCGUAGGUAUUUGAUGCGCAAGCCCAUGACCACUACUGAGCUUCUUCACAAAUUUAAGUGCAAGAAGACUGGUCUCAAUUCAGACCAACUAGUACAUGCGAUUGCUCAAAUCUUGAAGCGUAUCAACCCAACCAAGCAGAUGGUUAAAGGCAAGAUGUAUCUUUCCAUAAAACAGUAAUGGAAUAGUUUAGUUUAGUUUCAAUAUUAUAUCAUAAAGGUUGUUUCUGGGGAUGGACCAGUUAUGUAUUCAGCUGUUGGCUUCUGCCAUUGAAUGUAGAAAUGAUAAUGUACUGUAUUGUUCAUGUGGAAAGGGUAGGAUGAAGUGAAGGUAAGGUGUCCUUAUAUUCAGAACAGUCUCUGAAUUGUUUCUCAAGAAUAUACUUCACUGAGUAAAAAAAAACAUUUAACUAAAUACGGUACCAUUAAUUUUCAUACUUCUGUAAUAUUAUUUGUACGUUGGUUGUUUCUGUAUUUGAUCACACUUUAAAUAUUUGCAAGCUUGAGAGUAUAGGCUUUGGUGAUAUGGAAAGAAAUAUUUUGUACUGUAUUUCUUUAAGGAUUUUUCAUUUUGUGGGUUCAGUGUUUACUUGAUUUCUUAAUUUGUACUGUAUUUAGUCAUUUGGAAAAUAAAAGGAUGUCAUAAUCUAUCUUCUAAUUUUGAGUUUCUUUACAUUUGUUUUAGUAAAAUUUCAGUAAUAAGUAUGCAACUAUUUCAUAAAUAUACUGUACUGUACUUUUGAAGGAGAGUUGAUGAUUGUAUGAGUAUGGGAUAUCUUAAAAGAAGAAUCAUAGUAAGCAGUGACUGAAGUGUAUUGUAGAGAUUUUACUUUGCCUUUAUUCUCUCCAACCUAGCACAAUGGUUCGAGGUUUACCAGACUGUAAGUUUCUUGCACUACCAAGCAUGUCUCCAGUAAUCUGAUGUGUCAUUGGUACACCUUUGUCAAGAUCAUAAUAUUUAAAGUGGCAACUCUGGUGGUGCUACUCAGCUGUUUUAGAACACUUUAACCAUUUUAAUUAAAAUUUUGGGAAAGAACUUCAAUAUAAGCUCUGCCCAUUAGUUAAUCAUUGCCAUUGGGGAUCAUCAUGUAGGGAAUUCAUUGAGAGAAUUUUUUUAUUUCCAAGGAUAGGAUAGGAUAAAGACAAGUGACAGGGGAAGAAGGUUCAGUGGAAGAAUAAAGGGGGGGGGGGUGGAAGGGAGUUGUAGUAUUUUAAUGAUGUAUAUAAAUGCUUUGUGUUUUAACGUUGAUAUUAAUUGAUUUGCAUGUAUGUAUGAUGAGAUCAAGAACAGUUUGCAAUGUGAAAAGACAAUAAUACAUUAUUCCUACUGGAAACACUUCUUCCAUGAGGGUAGGCAAAAAUUCCCCAUGACCCAAAGUAAACAUACACUCAUGGCAAGAGCCCACAAGAAUUGAAGCUGUGCCACUGGAAGACUGUGGUCAGGGCACCAACACACCAGUAGUGAAUACCAUAUAGGGAGCAAUAGAUGGUCAGAUGUUAAUUUUUUUGUGUACUGUAAUUUUAUAUUUUUCAGGCUGAUAAUCUUGUCCUAGGCCUAUUUUUGUGUUAAAUUGAAUGAUUUAGCCCAAUGCCCGUCUUUCCUGACCAUAUAGAGAAAGGUUUUUGUGACUUGAAGGAUGCUUUUCAAAAUGUGUCUUAAUGCAAACACAGUACUAGUGAUUACUCUUGUGUAAUCUGAUAUUGAUGGAUCAAAUCCUGUAGUAAAGAUGUUUAUACAAAAGUGAAUUAAUAUUUGGUUUCAAUAGAUAUUGGCUCUGCAACAUUGGCUUGUAGUAAAAUAUUGGACUACAUGACAGAGUCUCCAUGCCAUAAAUUAAAUGCGCAACAAACCCGAGCGAAUUUGGACAUGGCUAGUUUGGAAUUGGGCUUGUUUUUGGCCACUUUAGAACUACAGUACAGUAUUGUAAAAAUAAUUAUUAUUUCAGAAAAAGUAAAAACUAUUUAAUCUACUGUGUGUGUGUGUGGUAUGAAUUUGUGGUGACUUCUCACAUGAGCUUGUUCUGUCGACAUAGCUUUAGGUCAUUUUUGCUGAGCUACAUUUUGCAUUUAUCACUUGAAUUUUGGUUUUGUGACAUUUUUCAAGAACUAAAUGGUGGUUCUGUUCAUGGUUCUAGUAAGAAACAUUUCAGAUAAGCUGAAAAUAUUAAACAGUUAAGACACUUAAGAGUGGAGUAAGUGCUAAAAAGUGCUUUAACAGGAAUGUGAAUUGAAGAAAAGCACUGAUUGUGACAUUAAGGUCAAAGUGAAUCUGAGGAAAUUUCAAGUCAGCAAAAAAGUGAAGCUUCUUAAUCAAGGAAACUUGUGUGAAUAGGGAAGCACAAAAGUUAGAAAGUGUGGUGUAAAAGUGGUUACUGUACCAGCAACAGAUGGCUAAUGUUCUGGUGGUGAUGUGGAAUGUGUAAGAGCUUCUGGAUGCUUACCGAGCCAUUUAAAAAAAAAAGUUAUUGUAGUGAUUUUUUAUUUGUGUGUCAACUGUGUCUUUAAAUACUGUAGAGAUUAGAUUGGGGUUGGCUCCACAUGCUGCAGUUGUUAAGAAUGUAGCAGUUCUUGGAAUAGGUUUUUCAAGAAUUAAGGAUGGUAAUAUGGCAAAGUAAAGCUUUAGUUUGUAAAAGAUGGCACUGAAAUAGCAAUGUGAUGGCAAAAUGAUAUAAUAGCAUGUAGAUGCUAUGCCCUGUGUUUAAAUAAAUUUUGCCAUAUACUGUACAAUAUCUUUACGAGGAAUAGAAUACUGUUGUUAUUUGUGGAUCUGAGAAGGUAUGUUCUAAGUUUUGAGAGCUUACAUUGGGAAACACUUACAGGGAGGGAAUACUACUGUCUUUGAGAUGCACAUAGAACAAGUUAUUCAUAUGUAUGAUGUUAAAAGAUAUUUAGAGUAACAAAUAAAGGCGUCAUCCUGAGAACAAUUAGUUACGUGAGAGUUCUGCUGUAGAUCUGGUCUGUAAAAACUUAUUCUCUGUUAAGAAUUAACACUGAUUGAAGUGACACAGGAUUUAUUUAUUUUUUGUACAGUUGAGAAUCAAGACAGUGUAGAAAGAAUGAAGGUUGCUUUAACAUGUAAAUAUGCUUUGAGAAAAGAAAUAUCUUUCCCUACCUUGAAAGUGCUUAUGUGAGUAUCCAAGACCAAGCUGUCUUCAACUUACAAGUUAAUCUAUAACCACAUAUUUAUAUGAAGAAUUAUACCACAUGUAAUACUGUAAAUUCUUUUGAGAUGACGGUACACAAAUGUAAGAGGCUUUUAUAUUUUUACCUUUAAAAUAAAAAGAAUAUAUCUGUACUUACUUGGAUAACCAGGAUUCACAUUUAUACAGUCAUAUUUUCCUGGCAUUUUUAUGUAUGGUUACUAAUAUGUCAUUGCUUUUCAUAUAUUGUACAGUAUAGUGUAUAAUACAAAUUUUAAUAAAUACUGUAGUCGAUAGUAACUUUGAUAUGGUAGAUAAAAUAACUGAGCGCAAUGAUGUAAGGGUUUCCAUGUAAUUAUUUCAGGCUUAUUUUCAUUUAUUCUUGUUUGAAAACCCAUUGCUCAUCAAUAAAUGUAGCCUUUUUAAUGAAA